Molecule: messenger RNA, 1372 nt
Organism: Sabethes cyaneus
Lineage: Eukaryota; Metazoa; Arthropoda; Insecta; Diptera; Culicidae
Exons: 4
Coding region: 6-854 (282 amino acids)
Molecular function (GO): carbohydrate binding
Source: RefSeq, a predicted model, not a curated record
CUAAAAUGCUGCGGCUUCAAGUGGUUGUUUUGAUUAUUGCAGCAUGUGUGACGUACUCAUCGGCAGGAAUCUGCCAGGAUUUAAUGAAGAAGUCUAAGGAUGAUCGGCCAUUGUUCAAGGUUGUUGAAUCACAGAAAGUGGAGAUAUUCUAUCCCAAACGGGAUAAACAGGAAAUGUUUGGAAUCAAGAUCUACAAAAAUCAGGAUUUAAGAAAAAAGGAUCUGCGUUGUGACUUGUGCGUCAACACGACGCUUGUUGAGGAUGGGUGCUUCAAAAUAUCGAGUGACCUGUUGAACAUAGAAGUGCGAGAUGUGUUGAAGUAUGUUACGUUGCAUAAGUUCAACGAAUCACCAGAUGUGCUGGUUGGUUCCGCCAAAAAGGUUGAAUUUACAGAUUUUGUAAUUCCAACGGAAUGCGUUUGCCGGGAUCCGCCUGGCGGUUACUGUGCAAAGGCAUCGACCAAAGUAAUCGACUAUCGGCCUCUGUUCAAGUUGCACGAGCAAACCCGAUUUGCCGUUUUCCUGCCGAAAGCGUCAGCGAAUGGUCUGACGGUUGGUUUGAAGGCAAUACGGAAUGCUAACUUCUACCAAGGCGUCGAAAAAAGACUCGAUCUGAACAUUCAAUCAUUUUCCGAGCGAAAUGGUUGCUUCGUGUACGAUUCGCUGGUGCUUGCCCCUAAAUUUUCAUUGGGAGAUCAUUUGAGUUAUGUUGUUAUCCGGAAAAAACCCAAUGGGAAAAAGAUACGCACUGAGCCGAGGAAAGCAUUCCUAACUGAUUAUUUCAUCCCGUCAUCUUGUGCCUGUCAGUCAGAUCAGCUCAAUGUGAUAAAAUCUGCAAAGUUGUCCAAAAACUGAAUCACGCGAAGACUGUAUCGUCAAACUUUUCCCUUUUCGUCAGUAGCCGCAACAACCACAACAACAACAACAACAACGACGACGACGACGACAACGGAUUAACCUCAACUCGAAAAUAUCCAUCCUUUUUCACUGUCGUCGAACCUCCCCCGGCGAAAUCCAUUUAAUAUUUCCCAUUUGCUGGUUCCGUUCAGUUCCGUAGGCCGGCCGACGGUUUCCGACGGAAAGCUGCCGCAGUUAGCCUUGCUUGCAUCUUGUUACCGCAACCGAAUCCGUCCGGAGUGGAGUGUCAACUCGUUUAUCACAUUUUCAACGUUUCAGACAUCUGUUGUUCGUUUUGCGGUCGGCUGGCUUGCGGUGGAAUCAUCGGGAUUUUCAAAUUAUUUUCGAGCUGUAUUUCAUGAAAACUAUAUUGGACAUACCUUUCACCUUUUUCGGUACAAUCAUUUGAUGUCAGCUUGUGGUAAAAUAUUUAUCUAAAUUAAAAGCGUGUAGCGUAGACUGAUUAUGUAAUAUAU